Molecule: messenger RNA, 1642 nt
Organism: Hydractinia symbiolongicarpus
Lineage: Eukaryota; Metazoa; Cnidaria; Hydrozoa; Anthoathecata; Hydractiniidae
Product: LIM and SH3 domain protein 1-like
Exons: 4
Coding region: 265-1011 (248 amino acids)
Cellular component (GO): focal adhesion
Molecular function (GO): actin filament binding
Source: RefSeq, a predicted model, not a curated record
ACUAGUCUUCUGCUAUAUUUUAUUUAAGAAUACAGAAAAUUACAAAAUAAUGUAUAUGAAGUAAUCUUAGUUGAAUAAAAAGUCUGGGAAAGUUAAAAUUUGUAUUUAAAGCUGUGCGAACAACGUUGGCUUUUGUACGGGGCAUGAGGUAGAGGAAUGGAAACUAAUGAAACUCCCACUUGAUCAGCGAGACUUCGAACGUUUAGCCUGGGAGGUGGCCGAAUACAGCAAGCGCAAACUGAAGUUAUCAAAAGAGUUGCCAGGAUGAAUGCUAAAUGUCACAGAUGUAAUAAGACAGUCUACCCUGUCGAAAAGUUAAGUUGCUUAGAUAAAACAUGGCACAAGGGAUGCUUCAACUGCGAAACCUGCCAUAUGACCCUAAGUAUGAAAACAUACAAGGGUUAUAACAAGCUGCCUUACUGCAAUACACAUUACCCAACAACUAAAUUUACAGCCGUUGCUGAUACUCCAGAAAAUUUAAGGCUUAAAAAGAAUACGACAAACCAAAGUAACGUUGUUUAUCAUAAAGAUUUUGAACAAGAAAGAGGCAAAUUCACAGCAGUAGCAGAUGAUCCAGAAACGUUGCGUGUCAAGAAAUCACAAGUACAAGCUAGUGACGUUAGAUAUCAACAGAAAGAUUCGAGCUCUGCUGCACCACCUCAGUUUGCUGGAGAUGCUCCUGCUACACGAUAUGAUGCUCCAAGAAGCCCACCAGCGCAAAGCUACCAACCUCCACCACCUGCACAAAGCUACGAUCCCCCGCCACCUGCACAAACUUACGAGCCCGAACCUCAACCAGACGUUCCUACUCCAAGUGGUGGUGGUGGUGGUGGUGGUGGUCGCUUUGUAGCGUUGUAUGAUUACACUGCUGCGGAUGACGAUGAGGUAUCGUUCAACGAAAACGACGUUAUUAUAAACGGCGAAGCGAUUGAUGACGGAUGGAUGACAGGAACUGUUGAGCGAACUGGUGAAACUGGAAUGUUGCCGUCAAAUUAUGUCGAUCCCCAAUAAUCGCUAUGGACUUAUUUUUUAUUUUUUUGCAGUAAAAAGUUAUCCUUUCCAAAACAACUGUAGAUGUGCAUCAUAAAGUAUGGAAGAAAUAAAAAAAACGGGAAGUCAUAUUUAGUAAAUUUUUGUAUCAUAUAUCUUGUAAAAAACGGAAUUUAAUUUGUGUCUGUUGUCUGUUUUGUGAUGGUUCGUUGUUGAUUCGUUUCGUUCAGUUUUAAAAAAUUUCCUGACCAUCUCCGACUGUGCUAUUUCUACUUGGCUCGUUAAUCUUUCUCUGUAUUGAAAUUUGUAAAACGAAAUGUUUUUUAACGAAUUCAGUGUUGUGUGUGCUGUUUAUUUUCAUCGCACUUUCGAACGAAUUGUCUCGAGAUCUGACCAAUAAAUUUUCAGAUCAAAACCCACCGACCAAUCGCAUUUCAAAACAAACUUGCACUUGACCAAUGAGCUUUUGUGACCUAAUUUAUAUCCACGUACUUUAUUUGUUGAUUUUUUUGCUCACACUUAGUUCCCAAUCAUAAAAUACAUAAAGUUCAGAACCUGGGUUUAUAACACUGUUGUUUAACUCCAUGUAAUUUUUUCACGGUUUUUGUUCUUUUUAUUAUUGGGUAGACAAAAAAUUAAUUCUUAUAUUCUA